GCUUCCCGGGGCGGAGCGGGGCGGAGCGGGCCCAGGGCGGGGGCUGCGCAGAGCUCCGCGGCCCCGCGCUCGCUGUCGGGGCGGAGGGAGCCGGGCGCGGCCGCGGCGCCGCCGCAGAGCCCCGUGCCAGCCCGAGCGGCUGCCCUGCAUGAGCUCCUGCACAGCCGGCCCCUGGAGCUCGCAGCCGCUCCCGGAGGCGGAGCACCGUGGGCACGGGGAACUGACGUGAGCCCCGCCGCGGCGGCCCCAGAGGCGAGGAGGGGCGCAGGGACGAGGGACGCUCGGUGUGAAGGUGUAUGCUGUUGUAAAGGUACCUGGAGAAGUCUGGAGCAAUGCCACCACCUUCAGACAUUGUGAAAGUGGCUGUUGAGUGGCCAGAGGCCAAUGCCCAGCUGCUGGAAAUAGAUCAGAAAAGGCCUCUUGCAUCCAUCAUCAAGGAGGUCUGUGAUGGGUGGUCCUUGCCAAACCCUGAGUACUACACGCUGCGUUAUGCUGAUGGUCCUCAGCUAUACAUCACAGAGCAGACUCGCUGUGACAUCAAGAAUGGAACUAUCCUACAGCUGGCAGUCUCCCCGUCCAGGGCAGCUCGCCAGCUGAUGGAGAGGAUCCAGUCCCACAGCAUGGAAGCCCGGCUGGAUGCCAUGAAGGAACUGGCCAAACUUUCAGCAGACAUCACCUUUGCCACAGAGUUCAUCAACAUGGAAGGGAUUACAGUGCUGACACGGCUUGUGGAGAGUGGGACCAAGCUUCUAUCCCAUUACAGUGAGAUGUUGGCUUUCACCCUGACUGCCUUCUUGGAGCUCAUGGACCACGGUAUUGUCUCCUGGGACAUGGUCUCCAUAACCUUCAUCAAACAGAUUGCAGGCUAUGUGAGUCAGCCCAUGGUGGAUGUGUCCAUCCUGCAGCGCUCCCUGGCCAUCCUGGAGAGCAUGGUGCUCAACAGCCAGACUCUGUACCAGAAGAUUGCAGAGGAGAUCACUGUGGGGCAGCUCAUUUCCCACCUGCAAGUCUCAAACCAAGAGAUUCAGACAUAUGCCAUUGCCUUGAUCAAUGCCCUCUUCCUGAAGGCACCUGAGGACAAGAGACAGGACAAGCUGCUUAACCCACUAGACCUGCCCAUCACUGAAAUGGCUAAUGCAUUUGCCCAGAAGCACCUGAGGUCUAUAAUCCUAAAUCAUGUGAUCAGAGGAAACCGCCCCAUUAAGACAGAAAUGGCACAUCAGCUCUACGUCCUGCAGGUCCUGACCUUUAAUCUCCUGGAAGAGAGAAUGAUGACCAAGAUGGAUCCCAAUGAUCAGGCACAGAGAGACAUCAUAUUUGAGUUGAGAAGAAUUGCAUUUGAUGCAGAGUCUGACAGCAACACGGUCCCUGGCAGUGGAACAGAGAAACGCAAAGCCAUGUACACCAAGGACUACAAGAUGCUGGGAUUCACUAAUCACAUCAAUCCAGCCAUGGAUUUUACACAGACUCCUCCUGGGAUGCUGGCAUUGGACAACAUGCUUUACUUGGCCAAAUUUCAUCAGGACACCUAUAUCAGGAUUGUCCUGGAGAACAGCAGUCGAGAGGAUAAACACGAGUGUCCCUUUGGGCGCAGUGCCAUUGAGCUCACCAGGAUGCUCUGUGAGAUCCUGCAGGUUGGGGAACUCCCCAAUGAAGGCAGAAAUGACUAUCACCCCAUGUUUUUCACCCAUGACCGUGCAUUUGAGGAACUGUUUGCCAUCUGUAUCCAGCUGUUGAACAAGACCUGGAAAGAAAUGAGGGCGACAGCAGAAGAUUUUAAUAAGGUUAUGCAGGUUGUUAGGGAACAGAUCACAAGGGCUCUCCCCUCUAAACCAAAUUCCUUGGACCAGUUCAAGAGCAAACUGCGCAGCCUGAGCUAUUCAGAGAUUCUGCGGCUACGCCAGUCUGAGAGAAUGAGCCAAGAUGACUUCCAGUCUCCACCUAUUGUGGAGCUGAGAGAGAAAAUCCAGCCUGAGAUCUUGGAGCUGAUAAAGCAACAGCGCCUGAACAGGCUUUGUGAGGGAAGUAGCUUUAGAAAAAUUGGAAAUCGCAGAAGACAAGAAAGAUUCUGGUAUUGCCGCCUGGCUCUGAACCACAAGGUGCUACACUAUGGAGAUCUGGAGGAUAAUGCACAAGGGGAAGUGACCUUUGAAUCUUUACAAGAAAAAAUUCCAGUUGCAGACAUCAAAGCCAUUGUCACAGGGAAGGAUUGUCCACACAUGAAGGAGAAAAGUGCACUGAAACAGAAUAAGGAAGUGUUAGAAUUGGCCUUCUCCAUAUUAUAUGAUCCCGAUGAGACCCUGAACUUCAUUGCACCUAACAAAUAUGAGUACUGUAUCUGGAUUGAUGGGCUCAAUGCUCUCUUGGGGAAGGACAUGUCCAGCGAGCUGACCAAGAGUGACCUGGACACGCUGCUGAGCAUGGAAAUGAAGCUGAGGCUCCUGGACUUGGAGAACAUCCAGAUCCCCGAAGCGCCGCCACCCAUCCCCAAGGAGCCGAGCAGCUACGACUUCGUGUACCACUACGGCUGAGCCGCGGGCAGCGAGCCCGCUCGGGCCGUGCGGCCGGGCCGCCGCUUGCUGCCGUGCCGCGGGCCCGGGGCGGGGGUCCCGGCGCCGCCCGCCUUUUGUAUCGGUUCAAUAAUAACCAGUAGCGCUCCUGGCC
Molecule: messenger RNA, 2664 nt
Organism: Catharus ustulatus (Swainson's thrush)
Lineage: Eukaryota; Metazoa; Chordata; Aves; Passeriformes; Turdidae
Gene: ELMO2
Product: engulfment and cell motility 2
Exons: 22
Coding region: 333-2531 (732 amino acids)
Biological process (GO): cell motility; actin filament organization
Source: RefSeq, a predicted model, not a curated record